Molecule: messenger RNA, 2510 nt
Organism: Alternaria alternata
Lineage: Eukaryota; Fungi; Ascomycota; Dothideomycetes; Pleosporales; Pleosporaceae
Product: nuclear distribution protein nude
Exons: 2
Coding region: 427-2172 (581 amino acids)
Biological process (GO): establishment of mitotic spindle orientation; chromosome segregation; centrosome localization
Cellular component (GO): centrosome; kinetochore; kinesin complex
Molecular function (GO): microtubule binding
Source: RefSeq, a predicted model, not a curated record
CGCGCCCGCAGCGCCUCCAUCAACAACCACCGCUGGCGACACAUUCGACUGCAUGCCGCAGUUGAGCGGCCUACUAACUACUAACCUGCACAGGAACAGGGAAAGCAUUGUUGCGACGACAUUGUGAGUGCUGAGAGCUGGCUGGUAGCAUCGGACAGUCGGCGGCGCAUGACUGGCGACAACACACGGCAUUGGACAAAAGUGGAAUCGUCAACAUCCCGGACGUUGAGAGGGCAGCAGCAGCCCACGCGCACACCACCCAGCGGCGCAUAUCUAUGUCGUAGGCGCCCGUGACGACAUAGAACCGCGACCGAGUAGUUGUCUUUUGACAUUUCGUCACCGCACCCCGCCUAGCUCAUUCCCCUGAUCUCCACGAGCUGUCCGCUGCCGCUGUCGCAGCCCAACCACCACACCGCCACAGCCACCAUGACGACCAACGCUGCUCACUCUUCGCCGAGCCGGGGAAGAUGGAGCAGCCUCGAGGAGGAACUAGCCUACUACAAGGCCCAGUACGAGACGCUCGAGACGGAACUGCAGGAGUUUCAGGCAUCAAGCAAGGAACUAGAGGCCGAGCUCGAGCGCGAUGUCGAAGAGAGCGAGAAGCGGGAGCGCAAGCUGCAAGAGAAGGCGGAGCGGCUGGGAUUUGAGGUCGAGGAGUGGAAGACAAAGUACAAGCAGAGCAAGACCGAGGCCAACAAUGCGCAGAACACUCUGCAGAAGGAGAUUACCGCCAUGCGCGAAAGUCAACGAGCCCUCCAGAUGCGACUCCGGGACAUCGAAGUCCAAAGCGACGAUUUCGAGCGUCAGGCACGCAACCAAACAUCAUCACUCGAGGACGUCGAGUCCAAGUACAACGUAGCCAUCGAACGCAGUGUCAUGCUGGAGGAAGAGAUCAAGAUUGGGGAGCAGGAGCGAGAGGCGCUGCGCAUAGAAACACAGCGACUUAGGGAUGAACUGUCGGAUCUGCGGAUAGAGACGGAGAUUACGCAGGAGAAGUUGCGCAUCGCAGAAGAGACUAUCGAAGGCCACCAUCAGCGAAAGGUGUCCAGCCAUCUCUCUGGCAAUGCUCUGAGACCACGCUCGCCCGUUUCCGAGGCGUCGACUACCGCGACUACGGUUUCUUCGCCCACAGCUGCUUCGACACCACCACACUCGAAAGCAGAUGGCCUACUCCCAGAUACGACUCCUCCUUCUCCGCCGUUGUCUGACGCUCCCAUCACCGUAAGACAUGUACCCUCAACGCCUAUGCCCAGGCGCAAGAACUCGAUUGCGCCCCUGGAUCCAGGUGCGACCCCUCGCGCCGGCCUCUAUCAGCGAGCCCCAAGACAUUCACGAAACCCGAGUCUAUCGGCAUCGCGACCAAGCACAAGUGCCAGUGGACGGGCGACGCCUUCUACACGACCAACUACACUCACAUCACGACCGCCUAGACCGAGCUUUGGGAGUGCGGCGCCGCCGCCAGCGGAUUUGCCUAGAUCAGGUUCACUAUAUCAAAUCCGGGGCCUGAUUGGCAAGAUGCAGAAACUCGAAGAGCGGGUUCAUUCAGCACGCUCCAAGCUCCCCGCGCCAACGACUACCCCACCGCGAGCGAGCCCACGCAAUGUCAGUGCCAUGGGUCACCACGUGCCGAAUACGGUCACAUUGAGGAGCGGUAGGAAGCGCAACUCGCACGCAUCAGCGGGGUCGUCAGUGCCCGGCGCUUACGAGUCGGGCUCUGCCGUAAAUCGGCUCUCCUUUGGUGUUUCGACCUCUUCACGCGAACCCACUAGCAGCAGGCCUGGCAGCCGAGCCUCCAUGUCGUCAGCAUCAGCAAUGCAGAGACCGCAGAGCAGAAGUAGCAACCGAACACCACUGGGUCACUACCAGUCAUCGUCGAUUAGUGGAGCGGAGCCCCGUUUGCCAAGGCCAAGGAGCUCAAUGAGCGGACAUGGCCACUCUCACUCACUAUCCAUGUCGCAACGUGACAACGACACUAACAGCGAAGGAAGCGGCAUUUCUACGCCGGUAGGAAGGCGACUUACACUGGAGAAGACGGGCAUCCCUACACCAAGCGGAAUACCAAGACGUCAAAGUGCAGGACGAAGGGCAAGCAACAACAUGGACCUUGGAGACAUGGCCCCUCCUGCACGGCCAAGGAAGAUGUCGACACAAGCUGAGGAAGAAUCAUACUAGGAUGGCAUGUCGCGUUGGCGAAAGUCGACAGAAUUGCGGGGCCUUUUGCGUGUACGUCUGGGUGAAUUUCUAGUACACGAGUUUUACGGCACUAUACCUGACGCACUCUGGAGUCCGGCACGCGGGAUGCAGGCAGUAAACUGUAGAAAGUGGGAUAGGGAUGGGGGUGUUUGGUGCCAUUUGGUCAAGCAUCGGUUGCACAUGGGGUGGAUGAAGAAGAACCGUCUCGAGAAGAAACCCGAGAGAUUCUAAAGCUCCUUUGGGGGUAUUUACAUAUUGCUUUAAACUUAUUUUCCUUUGUCUGAAACCAAUAUACCCCGAAUUACAUUCAUCCCGAG